AUGCGGUUCCUAACCGCCCUUGCUUCUUCUCUAUCUUUUUCGUCCCUAGCUUUCGCUUCCCCUUGGCGUUCCGACCUUACAACCUACAAUCUCAAUGUAAACCAAUCAGCAACAUACCCUACCGAUUAUUACACCACUAGAUCAAACACCACCUACACUCCCUCCCCACAGAACUGGCGUGCAGUACCGUUCUACACAGUCCUCUUGGACAAGUUUGCAGAUGGUGACCCCUCAAAUAAUCAGUAUUUUGACUCUCCGUAUGAAUGGGACUGGAGAGAGACCCAGUUGCGCUUCGGUGGCGACCUCAAGGGUUUGUCUUCAAGGUUGGACUACAUCCAAGGCAUGGGCAUGAAGGGUAUAUAUCUAUCCGGUACAAUCUUCAUCAACAUGAUAUGGCAAGCAGAUAGUUAUUCUCCUCUCGACUUUUCUGUCCUAGACCCUCAUUGGGGUACUAUCCAAGACUGGGUCGACUUUAUCGACACAGUACACACACGCGGCAUGUAUAUAAUGUUGGACUUUACUGUCGGAACUUUAUCAGACCUCCUCGGUUUUGAAGGUUAUCUCAACGUUAGCGCCCCCUUCUCUCUCGACGAAUAUUCUGCCGUAUACAAGAACCCAAGCUAUAUUCCGUGGGGAUUCGAACAGUAUGCCGAUUUCACCGUCAUCAACGAUCGUAAUCAGUCUUGUCAACUUCCCGUCUUUUGGCAAGAAGAUGGCACAAUUCAGGCCGUCACCGGAUACAACGGCUGUCUCGAGUCCGAUUUUGAUCAUUAUGGUGACAUGGAAGCUUUUGGUGUUCACCCCGACUGGCAGCGUGAACUCUCAAAAUUUGCCUCCGUACAGGAUCGUCUCCGUGAAUGGAAACCUUCCGUUAUGCAAAAGCUCACCACCUUUUCUUGCAUGACAAUCACAGCACUUGACAUCGAUGCUAUUCGCGUCGACAAGUCCACACAGGUCACCGUAGACGGCAUGACGGCAUGGGCAACUGCAACUCGUGCAUGCGCUACUAAUCUUGGAAAGAAGAACUUUUACAUCACCGGAGAGGUUACUGGCGGUGACACGUUUGGCUCCCUAUACAUGGGACGCGGCCGCACCCCGAAUAUGCUGCCCCCUACAUUUGUCCAGGCAGCCAACUUGACGGAAUCAGAGAACCAGUAUUUCUUGCGCGCGCAGUCUAAUAACAACCUCGAUGGCUACGCAUUCCAUUAUUCAAUCUACCGUGCCCUCACCCGUUUCCUCGGCAUGGACGGAAACUUGGAGGUGGCAUAUGAUCUCAACUCCAACUUUAUCUCAGCUUGGAACCAGAUGUUCGUCAACAACGAUUUCUUGAAUGCGAACACGGGCCUCACGGAUCCGAAGCAUUUGUUCGGAACGAGCAAUUUCGAUGUCUUCCGCUGGCCUAGUUUGGAGAAUGGCACGUUGAGAUCCGCCUUGGCUUCAUUUAUCACGUAUCUGGUCAUGCCAGGGGUUCCAAUGGUCUACUAUGGUGAAGAGCAGAAUUUCUAUCUGUUCGACUCUACGGCUUCCAAUUAUCUCUUCGGCCGUCAAGCAAUGAUGAGCAAUAAAGCUUGGCAGCACCACGGGUGCUACAAGCUUGGCUCCGCCCAAUACUUCAACAUGCCCAUCGAGUCCGCCUUGACAGGAUGUGACGAUGACUGGAACUCGCUCGAUCACUUUGAUCCCACGACAGACAUGCGUCGCCUCCUGAAACAUUUCAUGUACCUCCGAACCACAUACAAUGCCCUUCAAGACGGGUUCGACCUCGUACAACGUGGAAACUGGACUUACUUUAUCGAGCGCCCAGGUUCAAACGGCACUGCAUCGGAGAUGGGCCUCUGGUCUGUCUCCCGUUCCGGAAUCCCAAACGUGCAGAACCUGACGGGCACGGUCACCGAUCAAGUUUGGCUCCUAUACUCCAACCUGAACAGUUCGCAGACGUUUACGUAUGAUUGUGGCGGUCCGUUGUGGAUUUCCUCGCCUUAUACGGGCGGACAGACAGUGAAGAACUUGCUGGCGCCGUAUGAAAACUAUACGCUCGUGAAUUCGGGGCAGUCGUAUUAUAAUAAUGGGGCGGCGCCGUGGUAUGGGUGUCUUCAGACGGUGGACAUGGACACGUAUGGCAUGAAAGCUUUAGUUCCUGUCCUCGAGUGGCUCCCCCCUCCGCCUAUGCUCACGAGGUUCCUGCCCGGGCAUGACGCACGCAUCGAGGCUAUGCAUGGCGACCCGAACGCAACGACAAUAGACCUCGUCCUAGAGUUCAACACAGCGAUGGGAUGCGACAACGUCACCUCGAGUUUGGCGUUCAAUGUCACGUCUUCGGGGAUUGGUGGGCAGCCUACGCUCGACCUGACCUCUGUAGCGUGCAAUACGAUCACGAACCCAGUCAUCUCGCGCAUUGUCGGAGCUCCGCUCUCGGCGUGGUCGUGGUCUGGUACUUUGACGAAUGUUUCGGAUGGGAUUUUGGAGAUUAUUGUUAAUAAUCCGCUAUCGCAGGCUGGGGUGACUACUGGGAGCGUCGAUCAUCUGCUUCUGCGGAAGGGUGAUGCGGGCAAUAUCAUGGUGUUCCCUGAUUCCGAUUACGACAACGAGGCGUUCAAGUACACUGACGGCCAAUAUACGUUCACGCACCAUGCUAUUGGCGCGGAUAUGUUCAGGUACUCGGGCAACUACGGACAGAGUUGGUCUAACUGGACCAAUUGGGAGAACGUUACUACCAUCCCCGCUAAUAUUGUCAGCAAUUCUGAUACUUUCUGGGCGGGUCAACAUAUCAUGGUCCAAUAUUGGAGUGCCAUUGCUACCACCGCUAGUGUCGUCGUGCAUGCAGAUUUGAACUUUAAACAGCAGCGCCGCGUUCCUCAGUUUCUCGCUCGGGGUCCUUUCAAUGACUGGGGCUAUGACCAGGGUAUCUCCAACGUCAUGAACCAAAUCGGCGAUGGCACUUGGGAGCUCGAAAUCAUGGCUGCGUGGCCAACGUACGUCCAGCUCAACGUGUUUGGGUACGAUGAUUACUACUACGGCGACACCGACGCGGACGGCGUCAUGGAUCGGCUGCCACCAAAUAGUAUCGCGCCCAACUACCUGAACAUGUCGGCGCCGCCUUAUCCUGCGCUUGCAUGGGCUCUAGUCGUCAAUGAUGCUACGAUGGCGUGGACUCUUGAGCCCCGUGGCCAGGCUUCCGUCGGUGCUAUCAUGUACGGGCUUCUCUGCUCUCUCUCCCUCAUCUCCGGGAUACUUGCCGUGGUCAUUUUCAUGUACUCUUUCUACGGGAUUCGCCACAACCGGUACGGUGUGCAGACCAAUUCAGGCGCAAGCAAGUAUUUCCCGAUUCUCGGAACGCUCGGCAACAAGUCGACUGCAGACUUCAAGGAGACCUCAACGCCUAUUACGGAGAAAAUCUUUGGACACAAGGGGAAUGCGGAUAUCAUAGGAUGGCCAGAAGACAAGAACAAGCGGCGAAAGGUCCUCAUCGCGACGCUCGAGUAUGAGAUCAUUGACUGGAAGCUUAAAGUCAAGAUCGGAGGUCUCGGUGUGAUGUCUUCGCUCAUGGGAAAAGCUAUGACGGACGUUGACAUGAUCUGGGUCAUUCCCAAGGUCAAAGACCUUGAGUACCCUGCUGGAGAACCUGCGGAGCCUAUCGAGGUGGUCAUCUUCAAUGAACCCUACCUUAUUGAAGUGGAGACGCACGUGUUGGACAAUAUUACCUAUGUUAUCCUCGACAGCCCCGUUUUCCGCGCUCAGACCAAGUCCGACCCGUACCCCGCUCGCAUGGACGAUCUCAGUUCCGCCAUUUUCUACUCUACUUGGAACCAGGCUAUCGCAGCUACCAUUCGCCGAUUCCCUGUCAUCGACAUAUACCACGUCAAUGACUACCACGGUGCGCUCGCUCCGAUAUACCUUUUGCCAAAAGUCGUACCCGUCUGUCUCUCGCUGCACAAUGCCGAGUUCCAGGGUCUAUGGCCGCUCCGAACGAAAGAAGAGAUGAAAGAAGUCUGCUCCGCGUUCAAUAUCAGCAAAGAGCACUGCACCAAAUACGUUCAGUUCGGAAACACCUUCAACUUGCUUCACGCAGCUGCAUCGUUCAUCAGUGUUCAUCAAAAGAGCAUCGGUGUCGCUGGUGUAUCGGACAAGUAUGGAAAGCGGAGUUGGGCGCGGUAUCCUGCGCUUUGGACCCUCAAGCACGUCGAUUCGUUGCCUAAUCCGGAUCCUACGGAUAUUGCGGCUUUGGACGAGAACCCGGUGGCUAUGAGGGAUAUUCAAAUUGAUGCGGCUGCUGAGGCACAGCGUCCGGAGAUGAAGAGACAAGCUCAGGAAUGGGCGGGUAUCAAGCAGGAUCCUAACUCCGAUCUGUUUGUGUUCGUCGGUCGGUGGUCGAAGCAGAAAGGUGUCGAUCUUAUUGCGGAUGUUAUGCCUUCGCUGUUGGAGAAACGCACUUCUAUACAGUUGGUUUGCGUGGGACCUGUCAUCGAUCUUUAUGGUCGUUUUGCAGCGGAGAAACUUGCUCGGUUGAUGGAGAUGUACCCUGAUCGCGUUUUCUCAAAACCGGAGUUCACUGCGCUACCGCCUUAUCUGUUUAGUGGUGCUGACUUUGCUUUGAUUCCUUCCCGUGAUGAACCGUUUGGAUUGGUCGCUGUCGAGUUUGGCAGGAAAGGUGCGCUUGGUGUUGGGAGUCGACUUGGUGGUCUUGGGUUGAUGCCCGGAUGGUGGUUCCCUGUGGAAUCUACUUCGACGGCCCAUAUGUUGUCCCAGCUUUCGAAGACGAUCAAGUUAGCGUUAAAAUCCACAGAGGAAGAAAGAGCCAUACUCCGUGCUCGCUCAGCCGUUCAGCGUUUCCCAGUCGUCGAAUGGCGUCAGCGGAUGGAAGACAUGCACCGAAGGAGUAUCUACGCGAGCCGAAAGCUAGCUGCUUCAAAUGCUUGGCGAGAGUCGGACUGCGGGAAUGAACCUUCUCAAGCGGUGGCAGAAGCAGAAGACUGGAAUCCUGUUCAUCAAGGCAUGCCUAUUCAACCUGAUUGGGACGCUCAGAGCACCAUGUCAUCCCCGAGAUUGAUGCCUAGUUCGCCUGGACAGUGGAGCCAGGUCUCGACGCCCAAUGACGUUUCAACGCCCAACGAUGAGACCUUCCUAUCAGCACCACCUCGUUUCAACCUCAAUCGCGACUCUUCAUAUGCGUCGGAUACGUCUGAUGAAGAACACUCGCGGAAUAGUUUCGCGACUGGUAGUCGGCCGGGGUAUAGUGAUUUCUUGGAGAAAGCGAACAAGACGAUUGCACAAGAUCAUCGGCAUGCUCCGGAUCCUUUCUUGACUGUGACGCCUCCUGCGAAACCGUUUGGGUCGCACUCGAGAGUGGCCUCGAUGGAAUCGAUUGGCAGCAUUGUGGAGGAAAAGAGCAACUCGCCGUUGAACAAGGCGAUUGCGACAUUCACGGAUUCCGAUGGUGGCGUUGCCUCAGAGUUUGUGCAAAAGCUGCAGACGUUGAGCUCAGAGAACUCCAAGGGCGAGCUCUCUAUCGAGAAGUAUCUCGUUAGGUCCGAGGAGGCCUUCUUCGAACGUGUGCGACGAGACAAGCUGUCAAGUGCUGCCAGUUACAUUUCAUCGCACCGAGAGUCUGUCUGGAGUAUGCCUGGGACUCUCACCAUCAAUGAGCACUCGCGGCCGACAUCCCCAAGAACGCCUAGCUCUCAUCAAUUUGGUCCAGAACCAGAAUUUGACGGCAAUGUUGUGAUCAUGAACAGGGUCCAAAUCGCCAUGGCUCGACAGAUUGGAAGCUGGCCGUUGUAUACUAUCAUCAUUGCUCUCGGCCAAAUGCUUGCGGCAAACAGUUACCAGAUGACGUUGCUCACUGGUCAAAACUACCAAAACAACCUCCAGCUAUAUGUCCUCAGCGCUGUAUUCUUAGCUUCCUCUUUCGUUUGGUAUACGAUGUUCCGCUUGAAGCCUUCUGUUUACGUUCUUUCCGCUCCCUGGCUCUUCUACGGCAUAGCAUUCUUUUUGAUCGGUGUUCCCUCUGUGUCAUCGAAGCUUUCAGCGUCUCAUACCAUUUUAUCGGACAUUGCUACUUGGUCAUAUGCUGUCGCUUCUGCUGCUGCUUUCAUUUUCUUCGGUUUGAACUUUGGAGAGGAAGCGGGUGCCGCCACUGAAGUCUGGACACUGCGCGCUUGUAUUGUGCAAGGUUCCCAACAGAUCUGGGUGGCUGCCCUAUGGUACUGGGGUAGUACUCUGAACACCGCGCAACCCGGGAGCGUUACGCCUUGGUGGAUCGUCCUUAUCUUGUGGCCGCUCUCAGUCAUGUCGUUUGUAUUUGCAUACUUGAUGCUGUAUGGACUGCCAGAGUACUACCGACAAACUCCUCCAAAAGUUCCCAACUUCCUCAAAACACUCUUCCGAAGGAAACUAGUACUUUGGUUCCUCGCAUCUGAAGUAUUGCGUGAUUAUUGGCUCAGUGGGCCCUACGGUCGUAACUGGAGUUUCCUGUGGAGCGUUCCAAUCCCCAAGUGGGCGAUCAUGCUUCUCAUCAUCCUCUUUUUCAUCGGUGUCUGGGCGCUCAUGCUCUACAUCCUCACAUCCUUGAGUAAGACGCACACUUGGUUGUUGCCCGUGUUCGCUGUUGGCCUUGGCGCUCCAAGGUGGUGUCAGACAUUGUGGGGCACAUCGUCUCUUGCACUCUAUAUCCCGUGGGCUGGCUCAGGCGGACCAUACCUUGGUCUCUCUCUGUGGCUUUGGCUCGGUGUCCUGGACGCCGUACAAGGUGUUGGUUUGGGAAUGAUUCUCCUCCAGACAUUGUCAAGAUUACACGUCUGCGCCACGCUCGCUUUCGCUCAGGUUAUCGGGUCUAUCUGUGUUAUGGCCGCUCGGGCAACUGCUCCAAACCGCAUCGGUCCAGGAAGCGUCUUCCCUGAUGUUGGAACAUGGGAUUUCUCGCAAGGUCUCAGUGGCAGCCCGAUGGCCUCUGCUCCAUUCUGGAUAGCGUUGAUCUGUCAGAUCGUCAUUGUACUAGGUUACUUCUGGUUCUACCGCAAAGAACAAUUAGGUAAGUUGUCAUGCAGCAUGGCUUUGGAGACGCUCAAUUGGGCUAAUCACCGCUUCUUUAGCUCGACCAUAAUUAUUCACCGUCAUCAAUCAUGCACAUACUAG
Molecule: messenger RNA, 7131 nt
Organism: Suillus paluster
Lineage: Eukaryota; Fungi; Basidiomycota; Agaricomycetes; Boletales; Suillaceae
Product: glycoside hydrolase family 13/glycosyltransferase family 5 protein
Exons: 19
Coding region: 1-7131 (2376 amino acids)
Biological process (GO): fungal-type cell wall (1->3)-alpha-glucan biosynthetic process
Cellular component (GO): fungal-type cell wall
Molecular function (GO): alpha-1,3-glucan synthase activity
Source: RefSeq, a predicted model, not a curated record